Messenger RNA from Nelumbo nucifera (sacred lotus), 1041 nucleotides. RefSeq names its product methyl jasmonate esterase 1. Gene Ontology annotation, biological process: jasmonic acid metabolic process; salicylic acid metabolic process. Lineage: Eukaryota; Viridiplantae; Streptophyta; Magnoliopsida; Proteales; Nelumbonaceae. The record is from RefSeq and is a predicted model, not a curated record. Gene Ontology annotation, molecular function: methyl indole-3-acetate esterase activity; methyl jasmonate esterase activity; methyl salicylate esterase activity.
GAGACCGGUGUGAGAAAAUGCUAGUAUAUUUAUAGCAAAUCCAAAUAGCAAAUGAAUUCGAUUAAGUAGAAUAGAAACCGCAGAAGCAAGCAAUUGAUUAAUUAAUGGGUGGCUCGAAGCAUUUUGUUCUGGUUCAUGGUGCUGGUCAUGGAGCAUGGUGUUGGUACAAACUGCUGGCGUUGCUGAAAUCUGCAGGUUACCGAGUGACAGCACUAGAUCUGGGAGCCAGUGGCGUCAACCCAAAGAAGCUGGAUCAGAUUGCGUCGGUUUUCGAAUACGUGCUACCUCUGAUGAACUUCAUGGCCGCUCUCCCUGAAGAAGAAAGGGUGAUCCUUGUGGGUCACAGUCUCGGCGGCAUAGCUAUUUCCCUAGCCAUGGAGAGCUUCUCCCGGAAGAUUUCCGUCGCUGUUUUCGCCACCGCCAUCAUGCCCAACACUGCAUCUCCUCCUGCAGCCAUUCUACAAGAGUUAUUUGGAAGAACGCCACCGGAAUCUUUAUCGGGAAUAAAUUUUACUCUGGGUCCUCGGCCGGAGAGCCUUAUUCCGACUUCAAUAACAUUUGGCCCGGAGUAUUUGGCACCGAGAAUGUAUAACUGCUGCCAGCCGGAGGAUGUUACGCUGGGUACAUUGCUGGUGAGACCGGCGGCUUUGUUCGGAGAAGAUUUAUGGAAUGAAGACACAGCAUUGUUAUCGGAGGAGAGGUAUGGAUCGGUGAGGAGGGUUUUUGUGGUAUGUGAUGGAGAUAAAGUGAUGGACGAAAGCUUCCAGUGGUGGAUGAUAGAUAAUUAUCCAACCAAAGAGGUGAAAGUGAUUAGGGGUUCUGAUCAUAUGGUUAUGCUCUCAAAGCCUCUUGAGUUUUACUUUUGUUUACAGGAGAUAGCUGACAAGUAUUAGGAACUUUCUCCAACACUUUUAUUCCAAUUUCCAACUAUGACAGGUGUUGUAUCUUAUUCAUACUACACUGUUGGUACUGUAGGUGAUGUGACUAUUUAUCAAAAAAAGGAAAUAUCUAUGAUGCCAUACUUGAAAAGCAUUUCAUCAA